Aegilops tauschii subsp. strangulata is the source of this 1228-nucleotide messenger RNA. RefSeq lists its product as uncharacterized. NCBI's taxonomy places the organism in Eukaryota, Viridiplantae, Streptophyta, Magnoliopsida, Poales, Poaceae. Gene Ontology annotation, molecular function: catalytic activity. The record is from RefSeq and is a predicted model, not a curated record.
AUACUGACUCCCCCACGCAGCAGCAUUGAAUUGUGCGUAGAUCCAGGAACCACCUAGCAGUCAAGGAGCACAGGUAGUAGCUAGGAUAGGAUGGUGAACCUGGUGGAGGCGCAGAAGCCGCUGCUCCACUUCCUGAUCAAGUGGGCCGGCCUCCGGCAGCACACCGUCGACGUGGACGGCGCCGGCACGGUGCUCACCUUCUGGGUGCCCAAGGACAAGGUGCCCGGGAACAGCUCCACGGUCACGCCCGAGGAGAAGCAGAGCGAGACGAAAGCCAACUCCCGGCGGCCAUCCGUGGUGCUCGUGCACGGCUUCGCGGCCGAAGGCAUUGUCACCUGGCAGUUCCAGGUUGGUGCGCUGGCGAAGCACUACGACGUGUACAUCCCGGACCUGCUCUACUUCGGCGGCUCCACGUCGCCGUCGACGGACCGGUCGCCGGGGUUCCAGGCGGAGUGCCUGGCCGCCGCGCUCGGGAAGCUGGGCGUGGACGAGUGCACGGUGGUGGGGUUCAGCUACGGCGGGAUGGUGGCCUUCAAGAUGGCCGAGUCGCGCCCCGACCUCGUCCGCUCGCUCGUCGUGUCGGGCUCCGUCGUCGCCAUGACCGACUCAAUCAGCGACGCCACGCUCGAGCGGAUCGGCGUCCGGUCGUCGGCGGAGCUGCUGCUGCCGGAGUCCGUCAAGGGGCUCAAGGCGCUGCUCUCCAUCGCCGCCCACCGGAGGCUCUGGUUCCCGGAACGCCUUCACAGGGACUUCCUGGAGGUGAUGUUCACCAACCGCAAGGAAAGGGCGGAGCUGCUGGAAGGUCUGGUGGUCAGCAACAAAGACGCCACCGUCCCCGUUUUGCCGCAGAAAAUACUCCUGCUCUGGGGACACAACGACAACAUCUUCAACAUAGAGCUCGCCAAGACGAUGAAAGAGCAGCUCGGGGAGAAGACGAUGCUGCAGAGCAUAGACAAGGCCGGACAUCUCGUGCACCUGGAGAGGCCCUGCGUUUACAACCAGCACCUCAUGGAGUUCUUGGCAUACGCCACUGCUGAAGCUUCCAAGGAGUCUGCAAAUUAAUUAGUAGAUCGAUCGAUCAUUCUGGAGAGUGCUUAAUUAAUUUGUUCACAGAGAAUUGGGGUCCCAUUUGUUGCAGUUUGAUUGAUUGUUUGCCCGUGUACAAGAUAUUAUGAGUGUACGUGAUGCAUAAUACCAUGGAGGGAGCCAGCACCGCGCAAUUUGCCUA